AUGGGAAGACAAAACAACAUUUUGGAAAAACUGGCUGAGACCUUUCAGAUCCGUCAUGUGCUCCUCCGCCAGGCCCUGGCAGAGUGCCUGGGAACCCUUAUUCUGGUGGUGAUGUUUCCCCCCUCAAUUAUCCAAAUGUUUGGUUGUGGUGCAGUAGCACAGAUGGUCCUAAGCGGAGGCUCCCAUGGCACGUUCCUCACCGUCAACUUUGCUUUUGGUUUUGCCGCAACUUUGGGCAUCCUUGUUAGUGGGCAGAUCUCAGGUGAGGAUAUACUGAAUGAAUAUCUGAACCCAGCGGUGACAUUCACACUGUGUUUUCUUGGAAGAGAGCCUUGGAGGAAGUUCCCGUUGUUCUUUUUGUUCCAGACUCUUGGAGCCUUUCUGGGUGCAGCAAUUGUAUUUGCCAGGUAUUUUGAUGCAUUAUCGGACUUCAGCCAGGGGGAGCUGGUAGUGGGGAAGAAUGCCACAGCUGGGAUUUUUGCCACAUAUCCUUCCAAACAUCUCACCCUGAUUAAUGGAUUCUUUGAUCAGAUAAUUGGAACAGCAGCACUGAUUGUGUGCAUCCUGGCGAUAGUGGAUCCAUACAAUAAUCCAAUCCCUAGAGGUCUGGAGCCCUUCACUGUUGGUUUUGUGGUGCUGGUCAUCGGGCUGUCGAUGGGCUUCAACUCUGGCUAUGCUGUCAACCCAGCCAGGGACCUGGGACCACGCAUCUUCACGGCUCUUGCUGGUUGGGGUGGAGAGGUUUUCACAGCACACACCUACUGGUUCUUUGUGCCCAUCUGCGCCCCCUUCCUGGGAGCAGUGGUAGGUGUGCUGAUGUACCAGCUAAUAAUCGGAUAUCAUUUGGAAAGAGAAGUGCAAGAGAAGCAGAAGAAGGAGGAGGAGGACAGGUUUAAACUUUCCAAUAUUACAACCAAUGAAGAUGCAUGA
Morone saxatilis (striped sea-bass) is the source of this 930-nucleotide messenger RNA. RefSeq names its product aquaporin-3-like. Lineage: Eukaryota; Metazoa; Chordata; Actinopteri; Moronidae. Gene Ontology annotation, cellular component: plasma membrane; basolateral plasma membrane. Gene Ontology annotation, molecular function: urea transmembrane transporter activity; glycerol channel activity; water channel activity. The record is from RefSeq and is a predicted model, not a curated record. Bases 1 to 930 code for a protein of 309 amino acids. Gene Ontology annotation, biological process: glycerol transmembrane transport; water transport. The transcript has 6 exons.